AUGCGAGUGGUAUUAGCCGACGAUAGUCCCACGACAUACGGGAACGGCUGGAUCCGACUUGAGACCGAGGCAGUAACGUUACGCCUGGCUGGUCAAGAAAGCCGAGAAAAGAUUAGCAUUAUGGAUCUUGGAGAGACCGAGAUGAUAAUUGGCUACGAUUGGUUGUUGAAGCACAACCCUGCCAUCGAUUGGCAAAAGAAGACAUUACUCAGCCGAGAGCCUGUGCACAAGGUUGCUAGAGUACGACACGAGACACGCCCGACGAAUCAGCGCGCAACCCAGGACGGGAGAUUCGGCAUGAUCUCACCGCAUAAGAUCGCGAGAAUCUAUGCGAAGGACCCUCAGAGCGUAGGAGUCAUUUGGAUACGGCAGAUCGCGACCACGAAGGAAGGAUCGGUACCACAGUUGGCG
Molecule: messenger RNA, 411 nt
Organism: Bipolaris sorokiniana ND90Pr
Lineage: Eukaryota; Fungi; Ascomycota; Dothideomycetes; Pleosporales; Pleosporaceae
Exons: 1
Source: RefSeq, a predicted model, not a curated record